This is a messenger RNA of Saccostrea cuccullata (small rock oyster), 564 nucleotides long. Its product is annotated as DNA-directed RNA polymerases I, II, and III subunit RPABC2-like. The transcript is spliced from 5 exons. Bases 55 to 441 code for a protein of 128 amino acids. Gene Ontology annotation, molecular function: DNA binding. Gene Ontology annotation, cellular component: nucleus; RNA polymerase II, core complex; RNA polymerase III complex. NCBI's taxonomy places the organism in Eukaryota, Metazoa, Mollusca, Bivalvia, Ostreida, Ostreidae. The record is from RefSeq and is a predicted model, not a curated record. Gene Ontology annotation, biological process: tRNA transcription by RNA polymerase III; transcription by RNA polymerase II; transcription by RNA polymerase I.
AUCCGGAUUUUUUUCCGUGACCGCUUUACUUUUACAAAAACAUUGUUGUGCAAUAUGGCGGACGACGAACACGAUGUGGACAACUUUGAUGAUGAUAUUGAUGACGAUGACGAACCUUUGGACGAAGCAGUGGAAACACAGGAGGAUGGUGACCCAAUAGACAUCCUCCCAGCCGAUCAAGCUAGCCAGCCUGUGGAGCCACAAAAGCGAAUCACAACUCCUUAUAUGACAAAGUAUGAACGAGCCAGAGUCCUUGGUACAAGAGCCUUACAGAUCGCGAUGUGUGCCCCAGUAAUGGUAGAACUGGAAGGAGAAACUGAUCCUCUACUGAUUGCAAUGAAGGAACUCAAAGCCAGAAAGAUUCCAAUCAUAAUUCGUCGUUACCUCCCUGAUGGCAGCUUUGAAGACUGGGGAAUAGACGAGCUCUUAAUGACCGAGUGAUUGUGGCCGUGUAGUAUGGAGAUUGACUGUUUAUUGUUUGUUUCUGAAAGAGUGGAUGGAUGUAUGAAAGCAUUUUUUUUUUAUCAUUUCAUCAUUUCAUUUAAUAAAAGAAAAAUCAUUCUU